AUGGGCGGCUCAAGCAUCCUCACCCAGAGCACAAUCGACCCCGCCGACUACGGACGCGACGAUUUCAUUCGCGCUCCGACUCAACCGUCCUCCUUCUUCUUUGAUCCAGAGCAGCAUGCCUCGAACGAUGCGCGCCACGCCACCACUGGGGCCGCCGAUGACAACACUCAUGAGGUGACGCCUGGCGACAUUUACGCCGACGCUGGCAUGGGUGCUCCCCUGCAAGACUUUCACAUCCACCGAUCCAACAGCGGUGGCAAGCGUUCCGCUCGCUCGUGGUGGUCCGGAGAGCGCAAAGGCAUGGGCCGCGGCUGGGGCAUCAUGAAGAGCAAGAAGUCGGGUGCACCGAAGCGUGCGUCCAGCGCAAGCCAGCACGCCCGCCGCGCGUCGGCAUCAGAGGCGGCCGAGUUUGCCGCCCAGUGGCGCGCCGAGCACACUCCCUCCGUUUCUCCUGCCGCUUCCGUUGUGGCCAACUCUCCCACUCACACGCUGUCACCGACCACUACGGGAUCCGCUCCCCCCUCUGUGCAAUUCCACAAGCGCCGCACAGAGUCGCCAGCUCAGUCUUCAUCGCUCUGCCGUGGGUGGCGUCGAGUCCUGCACAUCCUCGGUGCUGGACAUGCCUAA
Apiotrichum porosum is the source of this 627-nucleotide messenger RNA. RefSeq lists its product as uncharacterized. Bases 1 to 627 code for a protein of 208 amino acids. Lineage: Eukaryota; Fungi; Basidiomycota; Tremellomycetes; Trichosporonales; Trichosporonaceae. The transcript has a single exon. The record is from RefSeq and is a predicted model, not a curated record.